This is a messenger RNA of Daphnia carinata, 1758 nucleotides long. Its product is annotated as N-acetylneuraminate 9-O-acetyltransferase-like. Lineage: Eukaryota; Metazoa; Arthropoda; Branchiopoda; Diplostraca; Daphniidae. The record is from RefSeq and is a predicted model, not a curated record. Bases 19 to 1098 code for a protein of 359 amino acids. The transcript is spliced from 5 exons.
CCGUUUAAUUUCUCCGAGAUGGAACGUGGAUUGCGAAGCGAAAACGUUCGGCUGUUCCUGGCUGUCGGAUGCAUGUUUUGUUUCCUGUCGUCAAUGAUCUACAGAUCCAUUGCUUGGCGAACGACGACACUAAAUAGCAUUGGGACAAUGAACUUGGCGGCAGACAACGAAUUGCCUGUCUGCAUAGGAAAUCUUAUCAAUGGAGGGGAAUACCACUACGCGAAAGAAGCAAAAGGGUCUUACAUUAGCAACCGGCUGAUGUCCGACGGCAGUCCUUGCAGACUUCUGCAGUACACGCCCAGUCGCAUUGCAGCCUGUCUCGAUGCAAUGAAAGGAGAGAAAUCUGUUGAAAUGUUGCAUUUCCUAUUCAUGGGAGAUUCAAGGCUUCGACAACAUUUUUUCAAUUUCGUUAGGCUCCUUCCAGAUUUCGAUAAAACAUCGACUCCGACCUUCAUCCCAAACGCAUAUCAUGAAAACGUAGAAAUUACCAGUCAGAUUCUCGGGUUGAAACUAUCAUUCAAAUGGCAGCCGUUAAUAAAUGAAGGCCUUAUGAAAAUGACUCGUGGAUGGGCGACCAGUGAAGCAGGACGACCUCAUUUGAUUUUCCUAAGUAUGUCAGUCCACCAUAUGUUUCGCUACGGUGUGCGUCCACACGAAAAUGACUUUCAAGUAUAUGAAGACGGGCUCCUGCACAUCGGACCAAUCCUGGGUCAGUUGGCGAAUGUGACCCAAGUCAUUUGGCUGAAUCAGUAUCCAAGCGGGGAGUUCUAUGGCAACGGCACGGCUCCGAACACUUCCGUUUUUUCGGAAAAAAUCCACCUUUUCAACGAAGCAGCUCGUCGUAUUCUCGGGAAUUAUUCAAGCAUACGCUACUACAAUUCCAGUCAUCCAUGGGCAACUGAAUACUGUCGCAGCUGCAAGGUUUUCCAACGUCACUCGCGUUUGAACGCGAAAAAAGUCGAGUCGUACAUCAAUUGGAAUAACGUAUACGUUGGCUGCAAGGAUUUCAUACACCUUGGCUACUCGGGUCUCUCACAAGCUACCCAGCUGUUUUUGAAUGACAUUUGCAAUGAGCAUCAAGUGUCCUACGCCAUAUAACCUCAUGUGCAUAGAACUUUCAUCCAUUCAUACAGCACAUAUUUAGUACUAUCGUGCUAAAAUGUUGUGUCUUUUUGUUUUGUUUUGUAUGCGUCCUGCAAUAACGACCUUUAUCGAAAGUGUAUUAGUGUUUUACCGUAUAGACAGUCUAGGCUAUACUAUACGUCCAAUUAUAGAAUAUAGGCCGGAACCUGAAUGUUUAAAAAUCUUGACCUCGUGCCCUUAUCGUACCCCGCUAAAAAUCAAUGAAUUCUAGGAAUUCAUUUCAAAGGGAACAACAACCGUGCAAGCAAAUUCGGUACACUAAUUGGUUUGCGCACUUUUUCCGGUGGCAGUUUGUCCAACCAUAUUCUUGCAAAUUGUCCCCCCCCCUCCAGUAAACAAUGAGUUGUCAUCAAGUUUUUGGCUAAAAAAAUAGAUCGCAUUUUGUGUGGUUCAGAACAAGUGGCCAGCUCCUUGGAGAUAAAAAGUUAAAUUCCUAAAAUGGAAGGUUCUUUUCUGAUAGAAACAGCUUCCUUUAACGACAUAUUGAUGACUUGCUCUCCGCUCUUUUUUUUCCCCAAUAGCCAGUUUUAUACCGCUAUGACUAUCGUUUCCCCUUGUUGGCUACCUGUUUGACUGAAACCACCGAUUCCUUAACUCGCAAUUUGUUUGAAACGA